AUGAUUAUAUUAGUUUUGAUGUCUAUAUUUGGAUACAAUAUAAAACACAUAAAAGAAAUAGAAAAUUAAUAAUAUAAAAAUUAAUUAAAUAAUUAAUUUAAAUUUUCUGGAGUCGCUUUAAUUAUUGGAGUCUCGAUUUAUUCAUUUGAGGCUGUAGGGCUUAUAUUUUCAAUUAGAAACUCAUUACCUGAUGUUGAUGUUCAUUUCUUUUAAAUUUUAUAUGCUUUGGCACUUAUUAUGAGCUAUCCUUUAUAAUUAUUACCAGCUUUUGAAAUUCUAGAAAGAGUUGGAUUUAUAAGAGUUUAUAUUAAUAAAGAGUAAGAUAAAGCUGGAUAAUGGAAAUAAAGGAGGGUUUUCUUUAGAAUUACUACAUCGAUUAUUAUUUGUUUAAUUGCUUAUUCUAUUCCAAGAUUUGCUAUUUUUUUAAAUAUGCUAGGAUCUGUUGCUGGAGCUACUCUAUAAUUUAUAAUUCCUGUUAUUAUGUUUUUAAAUUAAUUCAAAAGUGAUAUUACUAAUAAGAAAAAGAUCGAAGUAUAUUCUUAUCUUUUUAUAGGAGUUAUUGGAGGACUUUUUGCUUUUAUUUUCUCUGUUAUCGAGCUAUUAAAUCCUGAAUGA
Molecule: messenger RNA, 615 nt
Organism: Ichthyophthirius multifiliis
Lineage: Eukaryota; Ciliophora; Oligohymenophorea; Hymenostomatida
Product: transmembrane amino acid transporter protein, putative
Exons: 3
Biological process (GO): amino acid transmembrane transport
Molecular function (GO): amino acid transmembrane transporter activity
Source: RefSeq, a predicted model, not a curated record